Anastrepha obliqua is the source of this 3311-nucleotide messenger RNA. Its product is annotated as homeobox protein 5-like. NCBI's taxonomy places the organism in Eukaryota, Metazoa, Arthropoda, Insecta, Diptera, Tephritidae. The record is from RefSeq and is a predicted model, not a curated record. The transcript has 6 exons. The coding region runs from base 1992 to 3311 and encodes 439 amino acids.
CAAGCUCUCACACACUCAUAUGAAUGUAUGCAUGUGAAAAAAAUGAGAUGUACGGGCUUAAAGUGCAGCGUAGAAAUUUUUGGGAUGGUGGAAAAAUCGGCAGCAGGCGCAGUCAACAGUGGGCAAUGCAGCCAUGCAAUGCACUCAUUAUUGUACAUAGAACAGUGGUGGCUGUGACGGCGCAGUCAGCAUCAUUGUUGGCAGCAACAUAGAAAGUAGAAUAAAAGCAGAAGGCAUAAGCAAGAACAAGCUGUAAAGGCAGACGCGGCGAUCUGACCAUGCAGUAACAAUAAUAACAACAACGAAUGAAGUUGCGAAAGAUAAAUGAAAAAGCAAAGCAAAUUUUAUUUGAAAAGCAAUUGGCGCUCUGUCGCAGUCUCACUCUCUCUAAACAACUGUCAAAUAGCUGCCGCGUGCAGAGGAAAAUGAAAACAAAACAAAAUUUAAAACUGCAGUUGUUUGAAAUUGAGAAAAAGAGAGAGAGAGAGAGAGAGAGAGCGAAUUGAGUACUAAAAUUGUAUAGCGCCGAGAGUGACUGCAUGGAAUGCAUUUUCACACCGUCACACAUACAAACACACAAAUGUACAUAUAACUUCUGUAUGCGAGCAACCACAAGUGCACUGCCAAACGGCCGACGACUCUGCAACUCUUAGCCCUAAUAAUAAUGCUCGAGUAUAAAGCCCAAUUGGUAGUGAACGGUCGGUCGGUUGGACGGACAGUGGAACGCGAACGUGCAGUGAAACGGUGUAGCAAAACAGUAAAAUCGAUGGCCGAGCGCAGUUGAAUAAUGCAAGAGUGUUUGUGUGAUAUUACUCCGCUCUGAGCUGCUAUUGAGGAUUUCUUCUUCAGUUAGCCAAACACACGCACACACACACACACACACUUAUAUGUAUAUGUACUUAACUAUAUAUGUGCAUUUGUGUAAAGUAGGCAAAAUUCAUUAAGAAAUAUACGAGGAAAAUACCACAAAUGCUGAGUGAAGUGAAUAGAAAAAUAAAUUAAAUAGGAAACUCUUAUUGGAAUAAUUGAAGUGGUGCUUAUACAUAGAAUGCUUCCGCUGAGAUUGUGGAAAAUAUAUACAUAUGUACAUUACAUACAGUGCAUGUAUGUGGAAAUUUAUUAACACGAAAUAUUCAGCCAUCGAAAUCUAUGCUUCCAUUUGAGCAGCCGUUUGCUAAUUCUUGAAUAGACUGCAUAUUUAUAGUGCAAUCCGUUUUUAAAAAGAAAACAAAAAAAUGAACAGACAAAAUAAACGCAACGAAGCUAAAUUUGUGCAAAGUGAAAAAAAGUAAAAAUAUAUACAAAUGUAUGUGAAUCAAACAUCCAAUAAAAAAGCAUGAAUUAUUCCAUUUGAUUCUGUAAAUAAAAACAAAAAUGCAUGCGAUCUGUGUCUAGUGUAAAAAGGUAUGAGUUUGUGUUCAGAAAUCAAAUUCUAAAAUAGCAACAAGAAAUUUUAUUAAAUAAAACAAGUAAAAGAAGAAAAUGCAACUUUCUACGCAUUGAGUGUUAAUUUGCUAAAAAAAACUCCUCGAUUUCUUCGAAUUAAUCUUUGAUGCCGCAGGAUUUACGAGUAGAAGCAAAUGUCGGUUACAAUAAACGGGAAGCUGGUAUUUUCGUAUAUCUUAAAAACCGUUUGACCACUUAACUGGGUCAACCAUGAAUGGCAUGAGUGAAUGAGCGACCGUUGGAUGGCGUCCACAUAGAACUUCCGCAACAUCUUUAACUGUGUAUUUAUUCUUUACAACGGAAAUGUAAAUGAAGCAAGAGCAAAAUGUCGUGCAAUAUGCGACUUUUGACUGCCCUCUUGAUUACACAAACCCCAAAAAGCGCAACAACAAAACGAAAAAUGAAAAGCACACUUGUGUGAAAUCCAGUUUGCGGCGGGCCGAAUUGAUCAAUAUACAAUCAUACUAAACGAAAAGCGAAACUUUUGCCACCCGUCAACGGAUUUCUCCUUAGUCGAAUAGUUGCUUAACCCAGCAACACACACAAUGUAUCGCUUAAAUGUACACCAACAACAGCAAUCUCAGCAGCAGCCAUCGUCAUCGGGAGCGGCGUCGUCGUCGUCGUCGUCAUCGGCGCCUGCAAAGUCCUCCACGCAGCUGUUGGCCUCCAACGCUGCCACCUCUACUACCACAACAGUUAUACCCAGUCAUAUUUUGUUGCAGCAACAAUUGGCCGCUGCAGCAGCUGCUGCUGCUGCUGGCAUCAAUCAACCACCGGCUACAAUUGCUGCUACGCAUUUACUCAGCGUUGCUGCCAUUGCCAGUGGUGAAGUUGGUAGCGCUUUGGAUCUGAAUGGCGGCCACCACCAACAACAGCAACGUGCACUAAUCCAUCAACCGCGGCAAGCACAUGCGCACCAGCAGCGUCUGCACGCCAACAACACCAGCAUUAGCCUUGGUUCGGCUGCGUUGGGUGAGACGCCCACAAUCAUUACGAAUGUGAUGGCUGCAUCGGUGGAGGAAAAAAUUAAAAUCAUUUCGACUGCCAUUAAAGCCGAGCCGCUGCAUGAAGUCAUUGCACUGACUACAACUUCGGCGGCAAAUGCGUCAACAUCAAUGCAGUCAACUGCAGUUAACAAUGGUGGCACUCACAGCAACACCAGCAAUACUAGCAUUAGUCACAUGAGCAAUAAUACUCUAAGGAACAGCAACAGCAACAAUAGCAAUAACAAUCACGGCCACCCAAGCCCCAACUCGAAUAACAACAAUAUAAUAGCACUCACUGUCGACACACUGCCGCCAGCGGCAUCCUCAAGCGGUACUUCCAUUUCCGUUGCUGCAAAGAAGUCUUCUGCGGUGAGCGCUGGCAAUCAUACCACUGCAACAACCAUAGCUGUGAGUCCGCUCAAUAAUGUGAAUACCAUAAAUCUGGUUGUUGGUGGCAGCGCUGGUGGUGUUUCCGGCACAGCUUCCACCUCUAGCGGCAGUGCGGGCGGGACUUUGGUUAUUACGACUGGAGGUGGCAGUCAUGCCGCCGCUUCAUCAUCCUCUUCUGUGGCAGCGGGAAGUAGCAGUAGUGGCAGUGCUGCCAAUGGGCAUCUGGUCUUUAUGCCCAAGCGUGCACGUUUGGAAUGUCCUCCGAGCAACGAAGAAUGGAUUUCCACCUCUAGUCCGGGUAGUGUGCCCAGCUCAGCGCCACCAUUAAGUCCUUCACCGGGUUCGCAAAACCAUAGUUACAGCGCGAAUAUGUCAAAUGGCUACGCAUCGCCGAUGUCGGCUGGCAGUUACGAUCCAUAUAGUCCCAAUGGUAAACCAGACGUACGUUACUCCUCAGCUGUGCCCACUAGCCCGUUCGCCCAGCCGUGA